This is a messenger RNA of Daphnia carinata, 1491 nucleotides long. RefSeq lists its product as uncharacterized. The record is from RefSeq and is a predicted model, not a curated record. The coding region runs from base 61 to 957 and encodes 298 amino acids. The transcript is spliced from 2 exons. Lineage: Eukaryota; Metazoa; Arthropoda; Branchiopoda; Diplostraca; Daphniidae.
UCCCGUUUUCUUUUACUUAAUUCGUGAUGGACAUUGUGUGUACUUGUGACGAAUUUCACCAUGGCAUUAGUUCUAUCCAGAUCAGCGUUUAAACGUUUAUGUUUAUUGCCGUUAUUGUUGGUGUUCUUGAUCAUCUUCUUCUACCAUCAAAUCGCUAACAUUUACCGUAAUGUCGAUUAUCAAGGAAAUAUGACAGUCGUUCAGAUGGCAUUCGAUUUGUUCAAACGUCAGCCAGUGGACAUUUGUCGAAACGUCGUAUUGCUCAACGUUGGCGAUCCGAAAGGAAUCGAACUCAAUUCUUAUCCGCAAACGAUCUGCGCUGAUAUAGGAUUCCAAAUUGAAGAAAACAAUUGUGUGGUCUACGUCAUCAAAACGCAGAAGAACGAAUGGUCUCUAGAGGACACUGUGGAACGAAUUGGAUGUCGAGUCUAUUCGUUAUUGUUGGCCUCCGACUCUGCGAAAGUAACUCCGCGUAACCGGAGCAAUUACGUACAUUUCCAGAGUCUUGGUGAACAAGAAUCAAUCGGAAAAUUCAUUCAACAACAGAGCACUAAUGCUACGUUGAUUGAUUACAUGAUGAUUCGAUUGGGACGCGAUGGAAACGAAUGGCAGAUCCUGUCCGACCUCAUGGAGAACCAUCAGCUGGACCGAGUUAAACAUUUAUCCGUCGGCAUCAAUCUGUGUCCUGAUCGAUCGAGCUUCACGGAAUCGCACUUUCAAUACAUGCUGGACGUGGACCGGCAACUGGCCGAUAAAUGGGACAUGAAAUUGUUCGAUGUGGCCAACGACGAGGACACAUUUGUGUAUAAUCCUGUCGUCAAGGAGAAGACUCACUGCGCUUCUCAGUUCGCCUGGAUCAAUCAGCGAUUCCGUCGGCUGGGUGAUCUUCAAUUUCAAAUGUUUUUCAACGAUUCCCAGCCCACAGAAUCCGUUUCUAGUCAAUCUAACAAUCGAUAGUGACUCCUUCUCUCUUUGAUGCUGCUCGCAUCCUUCUCAUUUUAAAAAUUCCAUUUUCUGAAUUAGUCUUAUGAAAACAUGCAAAAUAAAAAUUUUAUGUGUCGCUUCCUUGUGUCAAAGGCUUCCACAGUUUCCUCACAAUGAUUUGAAAUCGUUUUUCACAUUUGAUAAGCGUGUCUUUCCUGCUCCACUUGGCUUUCAUGAAAGGCCUUCUGAAAAGCCAAGCUGUGAUUCUUGAUUGAUUUAAUCCCUCCCCAAUUAAGUUUCAGAAGAGAUUGCACAAAAGGAAGGCUCUAUCUGCUAUUCACGCUUUUCGGGGGGCGUGUGUACGGCUUUUGACUCGCGUGAAAUUAUUCCAAUGCCGUUCACGUCCAUCCUUCUAAGGAUUCCCUCAAUCUCCGCUGUGUCUGAUGUUCGGAUAACAAAAGGAAUAUUGUCGUCUGAUUAAACAUGUUUCCACCAUUUGUGGAAUGGAUAGCGGUAUGUGUAAAUCAUUUGAACGAAUCGAUAUAAACUUUCAAAUAUAUUUUUCAA